Molecule: messenger RNA, 573 nt
Organism: Trichomycterus rosablanca
Lineage: Eukaryota; Metazoa; Chordata; Actinopteri; Siluriformes; Trichomycteridae
Gene: igfbp6a
Product: insulin-like growth factor binding protein 6a
Exons: 4
Coding region: 1-573 (190 amino acids)
Biological process (GO): regulation of insulin-like growth factor receptor signaling pathway
Cellular component (GO): extracellular region
Molecular function (GO): insulin-like growth factor II binding; insulin-like growth factor I binding
Source: RefSeq, a predicted model, not a curated record
AUGCCGUCUCCUCUCAGUCUCCUGCCGCUCCUGCUCGCCGUUCAGCUCCACCUCCUCCUCCUCACGUCCGCCGUCUCUCCUCACGCCGGCCUCAGAAAGAACCCAUCAGGGGCCGCUAGGCGGCGCGGGGCCGAGUCCGGGGCCCGGGAGGAGGGCGAACCCUGCGGCGUCUACACCCUGCCGUGUGGGCGCGGCCUGAGAUGUUUCCCUCCGGACGGAGACGCGAGUCCCUUACGGGCCCUGCUGCAGGGACGAGGAGCCUGUCGGAGCGUCGAGCUCAACGUCUACAGCACCACCACGGCAGGGUCACAGGUUCCGGUCACAAAGAACACUGAGAAGGGUCCCUGUCGUAAACUUUUGAUGUCUGCGCUACAGAAGCUGGAAAUGACGCUGAUCCGGUCCCAUCCAGACCUUUACAUCCCCAACUGUGACCGGAACGGAUCCUUCAAGAGGAAGCAGUGUUUGGCGUCUCACGGGAUGCAGCGUGGUCGGUGCUGGUGCGUCGAUGAGAAAGGACACCGGAUUCCAUCCCGGACCCGAGGAGACGGUCCGGUCAUCUGCAGCAGCUCCUGA